Molecule: messenger RNA, 4083 nt
Organism: Salvelinus fontinalis (brook trout)
Lineage: Eukaryota; Metazoa; Chordata; Actinopteri; Salmoniformes; Salmonidae
Product: semaphorin-3D-like
Exons: 18
Coding region: 370-3081 (903 amino acids)
Biological process (GO): negative regulation of axon extension involved in axon guidance; negative chemotaxis; semaphorin-plexin signaling pathway
Molecular function (GO): semaphorin receptor binding; chemorepellent activity
Source: RefSeq, a predicted model, not a curated record
UGGAGUGCACAGAGAGUUCGUCGCUGUGGCGGGGAGUACCAAGCGUGCGUCAAACCGCUCAGAGUUGAAUAAAAAGGAAGGGCGGGGAAAUAUCGGGGUAUUUAGUUUGUGCGACUUUUAUUGCUGCUGUGAUAUAACCCAGCUAGCCCGUUGACUGUUUUAUUGUUUGGAGAGAGCAGUGCGCGUCAAUGAAAGGUUUAGGUAAAGUUGUUGCUGAGUUGUGUGUGAGUUCUUAACCUCCUGGCUCGUCUGCUCCUGUCAUCAUUACGCACGGGAGGAAUCCCGCUCCAGGAGCGACAAGAGGACGUUGAGAACAGGAAUGUUGAGAAACAGUAGUGGAACAGAGAAGAAAACCUUCACUUUCGCAUCAUGAAGACUGGAGGGACUGAGUGUGAGCCUGUUGAGAGACUGUCCUGGAGCUUUACUGGAGGUCAAGGGAGGAUUAGGCUGUCUCUAGCCCACCCAGGGCUGCUGCUUCUGGGGAUGGUACUGCUGGUCCUCCUGCCCUCUGGAGCAAGUGUCAAACAGAGUGUCCCCAGAGUCCAACUCAGCUACAAAGAGCUGGUCCAGAGUGGUAGUGUAUCAGUGUUCCUGAGUCCUACUGAUGGUCUCCAUUCCCACUCUGUGUUGUUGGAUGAGGAGAGAGGCAGGCUGCUGCUGGGAACCAGAGACUCAGUUUACCUACUGGACCCUGACCACCUCAGUAGAGCCCCCAGGAAGAUCAGCUGGCCAGCCCCCAGAGACAGAGUUGAGAUGUGUAAACUGGCCGGCAAGAAUGCUCAUUUGGAGUGUGGCAAUUUUGUGCGUGUGCUCCACAACUAUAACCACACCCAUCUGUAUACCUGUGGGACAGGAGCCUUCCACCCCAUGUGUGCCUUCAUUGAGAUCUCAGGACGCAGAGAGGAGGGUGUGUUCCAGUUGUUGUCCGGUACAGUGGAGUCUGGGAGGCUGAAAUGUCCUUACGACCCCAGGCAACCUUUCACCUCUGUACUCACAGAUCAAUUCCUGUAUGCGGGCACAGCAUCAGACUUCCUGGGUAAAGACACAACUUUCACCCGCUCCCUGGGCCCGCCCCCUGACCAGCACUAUAUACGCACUGAGAUCUCAGAGGACUACUGGAUCAACGAGGCCAGGUUUAUAUCAGCUCACCCUGUGUCCGACACCUACAACCCAGAUGAUGACAAGAUCUACUUCUUCUUCCGAGAGUCAUCACGCGACAGGAGCGAUAAGAGUGUCCUGUCCCGUGUAGCACGCGUCUGCAAGAAUGACGUGGGAGGUUUGAGGAGUCUGACCAAUAAGUGGACGACGUUCCUCAAAGCCAGACUGGUGUGUUCCAUCCCUGGACCGGAAGGAGUGGACACACACUUUGACGAGCUCCAGGACAUAUUCAUGCUUCCCACUAGAGAUGAGAAGAACCCUGUAGUGUAUGGAAUCUUCACCACCUCCAGCUCUGUGUUCCGUGGCUCGGCGGUGUGUGUGUACAGCAUGGCUGACAUACGAGCUGUGUUCAACGGACCCUACGCUCACAAGGAGGGACCUGACCAUCGCUGGGUAGAAUAUGAGGGGAGAAUACCUUACCCUCGCCCUGGAACGUGUCCCAGUAAGACGUAUGACCCCAGGAUAAAAACCACCAAGGACUUCUCAGAUGAGGUGGUCAGCUUCAUCCGCUUCCACCCACUCAUGUUCCGCUCCGUCUACCCCCUGAACGGCCGGCCCGUGUUCACACGUGUACGUGUCGACUACGCACUGACACAGAUAGUGGUGGACCGCGUCAUGGCUGAGGAUGGACAGUAUGAAAUCAUGUUUCUGGGUACAGAUGCUGGGUCAGUGCUGAAGGUGGUGAGCAUCACUCAGGAGAACUGGUCCACUGAGGAGGUGAUUUUGGAGGAACUCCAGGUGUUCCAGACUCCCACUCCAAUCCUGAGUAUGGAGAUCUCUUCUAAACAGCAACAGCUAUAUGUGGGUUCGGGGGCGGGGCUAGCCCAGGUGUCACUGAGCAGGUGUCACCUGUAUGGUCAGGUGUGUGCAGAGUGCUGCCUCGCCAGAGACCCCUACUGUGCCUGGGACGGACACACCUGCUCACGGUACAUCUCUGCAUCCAAGAGGAGAGCUAGGAGACAAGACAUUAAACAUGGAGACCCAUCCAGCCAGUGUUGGGACACAGAUGACACUCUGCGUGGAGGCAGGGUGGAGGAGAGGAUAAUGUUUGGGGUGGAGAAUAACUCAACCUUCCUGGAGUGUCUCCCCAAAUCACAACAGACCACCACACGCUGGUUCAUACACAGACCUGGAGCUGAACACAGAGAGGAGGUGAGGCCAGAUGACAGAGUGGUCUUUACAGACCGUGGUUUUCUCAUCCGCUCUCUCCAUCCUGCCGACGCUGGCGUGUAUGUGUGUGUGGCACAGGAACACACACACUUCACACACACUCUGCUCCGCCUUACACUUCGUCUCAUUCCCUACGGGCAUCUGGAUGGGCGGACCAAGCCCAGCGAGGACCCCAGCGUCGAAGUUCGCCCCGGGGCUGAGUCUCGUCAGCGCUAUAAGGAUUAUCUGCGUGUGAUGAGUUCUCCCAUUGGCUCGCUGGAGGACUACUGUGAUUCGCUGUGGCAGGAAAAGAGGCCGGCCAAUAGGAGAGGGGGGAGAGGGCAGGGGGCGGGGUUAGGGGCAGGAAAAUGGAAACACAUCCAGGAGCUGAAGAAGAGCAGGAACAGACGACACCAUGGAGAGAGGGGUGCAGAGAGGGAUAAAGAGAAGCAUGGCAAGAGGGGUGCAGAGAGGGAUAAAGAGAAGCAUGGCGAGAGGGGUGCAGAGAGGGAUAAAGAGAAGCAUGGCGAGAGGGGUGCAGAGAGGGAUAAAGAGAAGCAUGGCGAGAGGGGUGCAGAGAGGGAUAAAGAGAAGCAUGGCGAGAGAGGUGCAGAGAGGGAUAAAGAGAAGCAUGGCGAGAGAGGUGCAGAGAGGGAUAAAGAGAAGCAUGGCGAGAGGGGUGCAGAGAGGGAUAAAGAGAAGCAUGGCGAGAGGGGUGCAGAGAGGGAUAAAGAGAAGCAUGGCGAGAGGGUAGGGCAGUGGAGGAGUGGAUGAAGUGGUGAGGGUACCAACGAGGAGGAGUUGCUACUGAAACAGCAGUAGCGAAAAGUGUAAUCAGUCAAAAUAUUAGGGGAGACCAUCAAUGUUUAUAGGUGUAAGACGGGACAAUAGGGAAGAUGAUCAUGUUUAGUUGAGGGACAGUUAUAACGGCAUGGGAACGGAUCCUGCAGUUGAUAAUAUGGACCACGGUAGACUCUUCUUACAGAGGUAUAAUCUUCUUUCAUACCAGUCAAACACUCAUAGGGGUCACGUAGGCCUGGAUUCUCAAACUACCCAUGAUCCCUAUGGCUGUGUCUCAAUAGUGUCUCAGUGCCUUUACUGACGUAUCAAAGUAACCUUAUUUAAGAAGGGCUGCAGCUAAUGUCAAAAGUUAUUUUAAAUUCCAGCGAAAGUUUAGAACUUGUCUGCCGAAUUUGGGACUUUGGAGAGUGUUUAGAAUCAUUAUGUUUUGAUCGUAGUACACGUUAACGCCGUAGUUGUACAUUUAAGGGGAACAUCACUGCAAUCACUAUGCCUUAGUUGUCAAACUGAUAUUGGCUACACUUGCUACAAACAACUUUCUUUUGACAAUUUUAACUACCGCCUUUGCAAGCUAACAAGCAUUAACUAACUAAGCUGGCUUUCGGUGGGUGGGUAGGUUUGUUCAAAGUCUAAGUUCACAGCGAGAGUGUGACAUGACCUUGACAUUAGCUGCAUCCCUUCUAGCCAUAACUCUAUUUUAGCCGUAUGAGACGUGCCCAGAGCUCAGUGUGUUGUGUCUUAAUCAGAUGCAUUCAUGUUGAAUGACUGUAAAUACUUCUAUGACAUGUACAGGUGAAACUGCAUGCUCUAGUUAAGCUUAGAUAGGACCUAUUCUACUGCUACUAUGAUAAUCACAUAUUAUGUCUAGAAGGAACAAAGAAUCAUAUUUUUGUACAAAGUGAAUGUUUCUCUUUUUGUAGGUAGAUUUAUUUUGGUAGAGUCUGAAAGUUAUGUAAAUAAACUCUUGUCUUAUAA